GUAAGAAACAACUCUGCUUAAGACGGUCGAUGAAUGUGAAUUGAUUCCUUUGUUCUCCAUUCUUCUAACCGUCAAGCACAGCCGCCACACAUAUUCAGGACCAGGACAAGGACAAGGACAAGGACAAAUGAUUAUCAAACCUAUACCCUGCGCCAACACGGACCAGAGUGUCAUCUGGCAGGACGAGGAGGCGAAUCACCGCUUCCUUCUGCAAACACGCUCAGUGCCCCUGCUCUCGACCCAGCAGAUCAAGAAGCUGCGGCGUUUGUCACUGAGUCUUGUCAGCAACAUCGGUACAACCAGCAUGAACGACUCUAUCAGGCCUCCAUCCCCAUCUCCAGCCUCGCUCUCGCCAAGUCUUCCUCCUCUAAAUGAACAUAUCCGGCUCGACGAUCAUCAACAGGGUUCCUCGGGGCCGCAGCCUCACAAUCCUCUGUCGUUCAAAUCCUCUUCCUCGUUUCGCAGACUGUUAUCCCGUACCAUGUCACAGCCCACUGUGCCACCAACACCACCGACAGAAGCAUUACCCGCACCAGAACGUCGCGCUUCGUUUGGACACCAUGCUGCAAGAAGCCUAAGCUCUGCAGGAGACAUAUUUGGCAACAUUGUGGGCAACGUUCAGAAGGAGAUGUCAGCAUCGACACAAAGGACCAUGCGCCAGCUUCCUUCGCUCAAUAUGUCAACAUUAGGAUCAACCUUUUCUCUGCCCUCCUCCAUUACCACAAAGAUACCCUCAAACAAUACUCUGGGAAAGAUGCUUGAAUCAGCCCGACUGGAAAACGAAAACGUCUCUGUCGAGGAUGCCACGUUCAGGGUCGUGCUGCAGUGUUCACUUGAAAACUAUGUGAUCGCUGUUGCUGUGGACGAGGCGACCAUUCGAGCUGAUUGGGACUGCAUUCACAAAACGGUGUUUUCAAAGGUCUCUGAACUUGAGCUAGAGGCAACAUCCAACAGAGGAGACGAGAAUGAAUCGGAUAGAAGGUGGAUAUACGAGCUAGACCGGCUUAGUGAAGCAUUGUCCUUGGAUCACGACCAGGAUAAAGUCAUUAUGAGCGCUGAGCUAUGCCGGAUAUUUCGAUUCGAGAACGAGGAACUGUUAUGCUUCUAUAGAUCGGGAUAUGUUCAAGAUAAUGACUCUAUUUUAGCGGGUUAUAUUGUGUUGACCAAGAAUUUCGUGUGUUGGCACAAUUCCACCAUGACAGAGCGAACAUCGGAUACUGUAAGGGCGUAUAACACUCCCAACGACGCCGACUCUAUUGUUCGCACAAAGACCGCAUACAAGGACGUUAUCUCCAUCGAAGAUGAAUAUCAAGGACAAAAAGGUUAUAUUGUUAUCACAACGCAAACCUCAAAGAGCGUUUUUGUUCCUACGUUUCAUCAGCGGGAAAUCCUCGAGAUGUUGACGCACUUCUGCAAUGCAUAUAUGAGGUUACUGGUAUCAGGAGAAUCGGCGGAGUCGCCAUUUUCCGUAGACUCGGGCCACCAUCAGGACAAAAUCCCUGCAUUUUUGGUCAACUCCGCCUCGGACUUGAAGGAAUAUCAAAGACGUGCUCGGUUUCGCUCUAUCUUUCGCCUACCUCCUACAGAAUUCCCAAUGGAGGAAUUCGUCGUGUCUCUGGAAACGAGAUCGAUGGUCGAUACUUAUGAGGGCACGAUAUUCCUGUCCAAGAACUUUAUCUGCUACAUGUCCGGACCACCCGCUUCUUCAAUCAUCGCCUCACCUGAAUCAUCUUCCGUCGACCUUUUGGACCCAGUCUUGAUCUUGGUCAUUCCUUUGUCCGAUGUUCUGGAGAUGAAACGUGAAUCAAGCCCUUCCUCCGUCAGCAACAGCGGCAACACCGCCAAGGCAGGAUCGUUUCAGAGCCUUCAAGCGGGUCUCGGUCCUCCAACUCGAACACAGACAUUGGCGAGCAUUAUGUCGCUUGUAGCUCGUCCUCAAGCAGGUGUGAUGAUCAUUUUACGCUCGAGAAUGACCCUGUGGUUCACGCGCACCCAAGGUGGAAACCAGGAACUCUACGAGAUGAUCGAUAAGGCGUGGCGCUCCUCAAGCAACUCGACUGCACUGCUCAAAUCCCUUGAAAUCCAGACAAGUCAGGAUGUUUUGAGAAAUAGUGCCAAAGAUACGUUGACACGGUCGCAAGAGAAUUCCCAGAGCGGUCAGUCAAAGGAUCUUAGCACUCUUGUGGAUGAGGAUGAGCAGACAGAUGCAAUAUUUGGCGCCAUCGAUCAGGAGAUCACCGUUCCACUUCCUCUCGGACUCCAGCAUUUCUUUGCAAGUGCGAUUGAUCAGAAAUACGGACGCCAUUCUCGGCGGGAGGUUAGCCAAAGUCGAGAAAUAGAUCUGGAAUGCGCAUGGGUCGACUACUUUGCUUUAUACGGCAGAGAUGUGUGCAUGAUAAAAAAGACAAAGCAACUGCAGGCCCUCGUACUCCAAGGCGUCACCGAGACCUUCCGCCCCCAGCUUUGGAUGGUUCUCUCCGGGGCAUCCUAUUUCCGGUCAGGGGACGAUUCGUACCGACUAAGCAUUCAAGAUGGCGUCGAAAAGGCAGCAUCAGCACAUGUCCUUGCAGAGAUCGAAAAGGAUGUGGUGAGAAGUAUGCCUGGCCACCCAGCGUUCCAAUCUGCCAUCGGCCUAGGUGCCCUUCGUCGUGUCCUCUGUAACUAUUCUCGGCGCAACCCCUCGAUCGGGUAUGCACAGUCGAUGAACAUUGUGGCAUCGAUGUUGUUGCUUCAUUUGAAGGAGGAAGAUGCGUUCUGGAUCCUGGCGACGUUGUGUGAGCAGCUUUUGCCGGACUAUUACUCCAAGACGCUACUAGGUGUUCAGGUCGAUCAAAGGGUGUUUUCACAUCUUGUCAGGAUAUCAUUGCCGUCGAUUGCGUCGCAUUUCCAAGAAAUCGAUUUGGACCAGGCCACGAUCACGAUCCCAUGGUUCCUAUGUCUGUACCAGUCUAUGUUUCCGCCUAUGGUGGCGGCGCGCGUUCUAGAUUGCUUCUUCUAUCAAGGGCCUCCCUUCUUGUUCAUGCUUGGGUUAGCGAUCUUGAAGAGCUGUCAAAGUUUGCUGCUGCAGUGCGAAAAUGAUGAAGGGAUUGUGCUGACAAUGCAGGCAUUUUUCAAGCAGUUCAAGGAUCCUUUACCUAAUGAAGACGAUGAGAGGAGAGAUGUGGGAAAUACGGAGAUCGAGGAUCACGGCGAACACAAGCACGAGGAUGAUACCACGAAUCAGUCGAUUAAAAAUGAAGGCAACCAAUACUACGGCAGCACCAGGGCUCGACAAAAGGAGGACGCGCUUUCCGGAAUAAGGCUCAUGGAUCAAUUGCUGGGACUGGCUUAUGCUGAGUUCUCGUUCAUUAACACAAAGGAUGUGGAUAUGUUGAGAGAUCGUUUCCGUAUGGCGGUAGUAUCGUCUAUGAAUUCGAAAGCAUAAUUCAGCGGUGAUAACAACAUACCGAUCGUGAAUUAGACGUGUGC
Messenger RNA from Gamsiella multidivaricata, 3468 nucleotides. Its product is annotated as rab-GTPase-TBC domain-containing protein. Lineage: Eukaryota; Fungi; Mortierellomycota; Mortierellomycetes; Mortierellales; Mortierellaceae. The coding region runs from base 128 to 3424 and encodes 1098 amino acids. The record is from RefSeq and is a predicted model, not a curated record. The transcript is spliced from 5 exons.